Manduca sexta (tobacco hornworm) is the source of this 4359-nucleotide messenger RNA. Its product is annotated as cytoplasmic dynein 2 heavy chain 1-like. Gene Ontology annotation, biological process: microtubule-based movement. The record is from RefSeq and is a predicted model, not a curated record. NCBI's taxonomy places the organism in Eukaryota, Metazoa, Arthropoda, Insecta, Lepidoptera, Sphingidae. Gene Ontology annotation, molecular function: minus-end-directed microtubule motor activity; dynein intermediate chain binding; dynein light intermediate chain binding. Gene Ontology annotation, cellular component: dynein complex.
AAAUAUACACACAAAUUCUUACUUAAACCAAUAAAUAAUGAUUCUAUCCCCUAGUUUUUUUUUUGUUUAGAACAAUGCAGUCCAGCGUCAUGCCUGAAGUACGAGAGUCGGUUGAAAACAUUGGAGGAAUAUUGGACGAUGUUUGGCGUACCACUACGUUUCCUUUUUCACAAGAUAGAAUGAUAAACGUAUUCGAUAUCAUUGGUUAUACGAUAUGUUCAUUGAUACAAAAAAAUUGCACAUCUAUCAAUCUGUGGGAAGUAAACGAGUCUAAGGAAUACCAGAUAUUGACGCUAUUAUCCGACAGUUUGAAUGCUAUACUAACAUGGACCAGCGCUUGUAAAUCCCUUACGGAAACGUACUGGCCGAAUUACGCACUCCACCCUUGGAAUGGAAAACCUUAUGUGCCCACAUCGUGUAUAAAUUUUCAAUCUCGGCUGAAAGAAAUAAAAGAUAUCAGAUCAACCCAUAGCCAGUUGAAUAAAUUGCUUACACAUAAUGAGCAAAUGGAAUUACAAACACAUUUAUUAUUUCAACCUUUCCAAAAUGUUAAUAUAUGGAUGUGUAGCGGAACAAAUUCUGCAUGGGAUGCUGCGGUCGCCAGAUUUUCAACAGACUUACGUCCAGCAGAAAUGAAGAUCGCUGAAAAAUUAAAACCCAGACUUCAUAAUACGUCUACUAAACAGAUGCUAUAUGAAUUUAUGCGAUACCAAGCAUUAAUAGAAAGGCCCCUCGUGAAGCAGACGUUAAAUAACGAGUUGGAGAUAUUUGUGUCUUCUCUCAUAGCCAUGUUAAAGGACGUCCAAAAACAAUUGGAUGCAGACGAAAUGGAUGUUAAAAUGUAUCAACCACCAGAAAUGUCACCUGUCGUAUACCAGGUGCAAUGGGCUAAGCAGAUGGAAGCGAAAGUGAAGGAAAUUCAUACAUGUGCUGAUAAAUAUCUUAAAGAAUUUGAAAAUAAUGCUGAGCUUCUGUCACUCGCUUCGAAGUUAUUGAAGGAUUUGAAAACAAUGUAUACCCAACUUCACGAAGAGUGGUCUAGAGAUUUACAGGUUCAAUCCAAGAACGGGUUGCUCCAACUUGCGCUGGACAAGCCCGUGGUAGAGUUUAGCGGCGUGAGCAAGAUGAUGGUGGUGAACUUCAACCCGCGCCUCGUGUGGGUGGAACUAGAGUGUCGCGCGAUGACGUCACUGGGUCUACCACCGCCGCCGGCAACCGCCGUUUUUGACUCACUUACCUCAGCUUUGACGUAUGCCCGCGCUUUACAGCAGGUAGCGUCAUUCCACAACACGCUAGGGGAACGCAUGAUUCCGUCAACACGUCCAAUGAUGCUGCAAGCUGCGCUCGAUCUGUCUUCAUUGGUGCAAGAUCAGAAAGCCGUGUAUUGGGACGAUAUAGAGCAAUUGGCUAACUAUACAGACAAGUUGAAGAAAGCUGUGUUGAAGUUAGAGAGUCAAAACACUUAUCUUACAAAUCAACACGUGGCCAUCAGAACAAUUGUAGAAAAACUCGUGGAUACUGAUCUUCUGGCCAAACAGUCUGAUUGGAAGCGAGCCGUCAAAGAUAUUCGCAAUGUUAUAGAGACGGUGGAAAGAAAUGGCUAUAAAAAUACAGAACCUUGGAGACUGCAUUGGGACUGGCAACUAUACAAAGCUUUGGAAUGUCAAUACAUAAAGACGCUGCUGUCAUUGCAUAAUCAUUUUCCGCACGUUAAAGUCGAUUUAGUACUACGUGGACACAUGGUGCAAGUGCAACCACCGAUGGAAGAGAUCCGCGUUCAACAUUACAAUCAGUUGAGGCGUCUCGUGUCGCUGCCUGCGCAGUUCGUCGGCAUGCAAAAUAACAUCACAGAGAGUCAAAGCAUAUUCGCGGCUAUUGUUGAUAAACACAGUUGGCUGGGUAACACGGCGGUGGGUCGGCUGGAGGCGGUGCUGUCGGGCGUGGAGUCGGUGCGCGGCGCGUGGGCGGUGCGCGCGGCGCUGGCGUGCGCGGCGGACCUGCGCGCGCUGUGCGCCGAGCUGCGCGCCGCGCACCACUGGGAGCACAACUUCAGGGCCUGCAAGGCGUACGGACAGGCCGUCGCUAAGAUGACCUUUGACGACGAGAAGGUAGAGUGGAUAUCAAUAGGCACGGCUACUCUACGUCGUGAGUUCGAAGCUCAGACACGCUCGCUGUGGUCUUGUCUCAUGUCGUCUCUCCAAACCAGCUGUCGCAAUGACGCGGCGACCCUGGAAGCAUUUAUAGGCAACGCCAUGGUCAUGUUGGAGAACAAAUUGCUGCCUAAAAAUGCAAAGGAGCUGUCGGAGAUAAGUGCUAAACAACAUGCUCUCCAAGAAAAACUGCCUGAGAUGGAGAAAUUAGUGGAAGAUCUAAAGAAAAAAGGUCACUUGUUGCGGACGUGGGGCGGCGACACGUCCGUCGACAGGACAAUAAAGGAAUGGCAAAAAAUACGGGAACUCAUGCGCAGUCAGCAACAACUGUUCGAGCAUCAGGCAGAGAUAGUGAAAUCGAGCCUGAGCGCCGACUGGGACAAUCUGAACAGCACCGCGGAGGCAUGGCUCGAGCGCUGGGCGCACACAAAGAGCCGGCACGAGGACGCGCGCGGCGCGCACUACCGCGACGUGCUCGACAGAUGUCGCGACGUGUUCCGCGCCGUCGCGCACUGGGAGGGCUUCGUCGCUGAUAAAGACGGCUUGUUAAAAGAAUUUGCGAAGUUUAAUAUGCAGGUGGAAAUACCAGCGAUAUGGAAACAGGGUGAAAACCUCAUGAAGGAAUGUAUCGAUCUAUGGACCGUAUUCAAAGAGUAUAAUGAAGAAUUCGAGGCCAUGUCCCAACAACUGUGGGUGGUGUUCCAGAAGAAACUUCACAGCCUCGAAGAGUUUACAUCGAAGUGGAAAAGCCGUUUGGAACCAUACACUUCAGUCACUUUGCUAAUACAGCAAGAACUAGAUAAAUAUUCUGACCUAACACCGUUACUAAAAUACCUCCGAGGCACAGACUUCUCGGAGCGAAACUGGCUAGAAGUGUUCAGUCUUUUGGAAAUGGAAUAUAAAAAGCCAGACACAUUGCAGCUGAAUGAUCUGCUCAUUGUUGCGCCGAAUAUUAAGAAACAUAUCAAAGCUUUACAAAAAAUAUGCACAAUGGCCUCGAACGAGUCCGCUAUACGCAACGCUCUCAACGAGCUUGAGAUUUGGUUUGCCGGCGCGCGCUUUACCAUUGUGUACUACAACGACAAGUCUAAGCGGCCGACGCCUAUUGUCAAGGAUUUCAAGGAUAUUCUCACUAAGAUCUCAGAGCAGCAGUGGGUGGUAUCAUCGCUAAGUGGCGGCGGCGGCGGCGGCGGCGCGGACGCGUGCGCGGCGUAGGGGCGGCUGCGGAGCGCGCGCACGCUGCUGCGCGCCACGCACCACGCGCAACGCAGGUCAGUACUCUGCAGUCUGCACCUACCGCCCUGUCUGACGCACUCCAGGGGCUACAUAACAACAAAUUUAUGAUACCGAUAUACUUACCGAUAGACUAUGCCAUUAUUUUUUGGUUCUAUUAAUGUUAUAACGGUUGUAGAAAGGCAUCUUUUUUAAAGCCCAAGUAGUACUUACACAGAUGAAUUUUUUACUACGUAAAUCUAUAAGUAAGAAGAAAUACAGUAUGUUUGCUCUUUGAAAUAACUGUCUUUACAAGGUCAGAUAUUAUCGUUAUUUGCACUGUCCCCUGUCUAUUUGUUUGUUGCGAUUGAGCCUGUAUCUAGGACUUUAAUAAUUUACUAUCUACCAUUUUCGUAUCAUUGAAGAGUAUCCGCAUUUUGUGAUAAAUAAAUAUAGAUUAAAACCGCUGACAAGGCUUUGUCGGGCGACUGGAUUACUGCAAAGUACCUUCUAGCGAAGUCAACAGGAUCACUUUUAUCACGAAACGUAUGAAAUAGAUGGUUGAUCUGGGAUAGGGAAGAGGAUACAUGAAGAAUGACAAAAGGAUUUGAUUUCAUUCUGAUUACGGAAUAAUGAAAUUAGGAAAAGCGGUAUGUGUGAGCUAUUGGAGUAAGAAAAUUUUAAAACAGAGAUUGGUCUUCAAGCAGCAACUUCCUCGCCAUUUGUAACGUACAGACAACCCGAGGAAGAAAGAAUACUCCUGACCUUAAUUUUAUAUUAUCAGUUAUCUAAUUUCUUCUGUGAAUAUGCAGAUAUUUAAAGGCAUAGUUAUAAUGACAUACUGUAUUAAUAUAUUUAUUCACACAACAUCUGUCACACGAGGCUUCUACAUAAUCCUAUGCACCCGGUAUGAAGGAAAAUACUUCUUUACUUCGCCUAUACAAGAUAACUGUUCAACGAAUCUUAUGUUAUAAUCAACGAAGAUCCAAACUAAAUA